Messenger RNA from Arabidopsis lyrata subsp. lyrata, 1203 nucleotides. Its product is annotated as em-like protein GEA6. The coding region runs from base 757 to 1035 and encodes 92 amino acids. The record is from RefSeq and is a predicted model, not a curated record. Gene Ontology annotation, biological process: response to abscisic acid. The transcript is spliced from 2 exons. Gene Ontology annotation, cellular component: cytosol. NCBI's taxonomy places the organism in Eukaryota, Viridiplantae, Streptophyta, Magnoliopsida, Brassicales, Brassicaceae.
UUUGAAGAAUCCAUUAGGCAAAAACAAAAAAUAAAAUUAGGAGCUAUUUUCAGAGAUUUGAAUCUUUUCAAAGUUGACAAAAAAAUAUUUGCUACAUUUAUUUUUCAACAAUAAGACUUAAUGUACGCUUUCAAAUUGUAAUUUUAUUUUUAAAAUGAAUAUUUGCAUAUGAAUCUGAUUAAAGUCGAUGAAACGUAUUCAAUCAAUUUGAUCGGGAACUGAACAUAUCUUAUGGACCACCUAACGUCAACGAGUUUUUGACCAGCAAUUUAUACACCUAAUUAAUAACCAUAAGGCACAAAUUCAAUGAAAAUUCACCAACAUUCCAAUCAUGAAACCCAUCCGGAUUUCUUCUUCACGUACUCCUAUUUACUUUCAUACAGUAUAGUCAAAUGAUUGAAAGAUUUUAUGAAAAACAAAGGCAACACAAAAAAUAAUUUCGGCGGUAUAGUUAAAGAACACGCGGCGAAGAAGCACGGCACUCCGACGUUCAAAUUAUACGUCAGCUAAUAUAGUCAGACACGUGGCAUGUCACCAAAGAAAGAAGAGCAUACGUAUGACGUUAGAUUGUCCCUGAGUCACCACGUCGAACACCCACGUGGCAGCACAAGCAAAACCACCUCCGAAUCAAAUCGCAACCAUAUAUAGAGCGAGCUACUAUAGUCUUCUUCGUAUCAUCAUCAAGUCGUUGUGAGUUUGUUUGGUUUUUACUGUCUAGCGUUUUAAUAAACUUUUGUUGCAAGUAAGUAAAGAGCCAUGGCGUCUCAGCAAGAGAAGAAGCAGCUGGACGAGAGAGCAAAGAAGGGAGAGACCGUCGUGCCAGGUGGCACUGGAGGCAAAAGCUUCGAAGCUCAACAACAUCUCGCUGAAGGGAGGAGCCGAGGAGGGCAAACUCGAAAGGAGCAGUUAGGAACUGAAGGAUACCAGGAGAUGGGACGUAAAGGUGGUCUUAGUACCGGAGACAAGCCUGGUGGUGAAAACGCUGAGGAUGAAGGAGUCGAGAUAGACGAAUCCAAAUUCAGGACCAAGACCUAAAUCGAACUCCCCACGGAUGUAAGAUUAAUCUGGUUUACAUCUUUUCAUGUAGUUAUAUGUUGGGUUUAGUUUCUUGUCGUACGUAAGUUCUUUAGUUUACGGGAUGAUGAUGACCAUGUGUAUGUUUUCGUCUACGUACGUAAAGUGUUUCGUUUGUGUUCCAGUACC